AUGUCAGGCUUGUAUGAUCGAGUUCCGAAGUCGGAACCCAGCCUAGCCAUGUCCGGCUUAGCUGUUCCGAUUCCAGUGUCUCAUGGACUAUCUGAUGUUCCUUCUGCCCAUCCAAUCCCCGCCUCCUCUCUCGAUAAUCUUACCAUGGACAUGAAAAAUCUGGUCAGAAAAAUUCAAGACCUCAGUCACUUGGGGAUUGAGGACAGCAAGAUUAUGCUUCCGAAAAUAUGUGUCGUCGGUGACCAAAGCACCGGGAAAAGCUCCCUCAUCGAGGGUAUUUCCGAGAUCAAGGUGCCUAGAGCCGAAGGCACCUGCACGCGGUGCCCGUUAGAGAUCAAUCUUUCCGAAAGCGACGACAACUGGAAAUGCGUGAUUCACCUAUCACGCCGCUACAUCUUUGAUCCAUCGAAGCGGAUGAAGAUGCCCAAGAAGUCAGAGCCACUAGGACCAUGGAUUGCGCUUGGCGGCCAAGACGAUGAACAUUUCAUCACCUUGGAUAACAAGCAGGAAGUUAAGAAGGCUAUCUGGUGCGCCCAGUUAGCUAUCUUGAACCCUAGUACAGAUUCGCAGGAUUUUCUUCCCGGAUCUACCGACAUGGCACAGACACCUCAGGUUAAGUUCUCUCCGAAUGCCGUGCGCCUGGAUAUAUCUGGUCCUGGUCUUCCAAAUCUAUCGUUCUACGAUCUUCCUGGAGUGAUUAGCCAGACAGAACAAGAUAAUGAACGAUACCUGGUCAAUCUGGUGGAAAACCUUGUCAAAGAUUAUGUUUCUCAGGAGCAUUGCAUUGUACUCCUCACCCUGCCCAUGACAGACGAUGCGACAAAUUCCAGCGCUGCUCGUCUCGUCAGGGACAUCAAGGGCGCGAAAGAGCGCACCCUUGGGGUGUUGACGAAGCCGGAUCGCCGGCCCUCCGACGAAGCAUUUGACCAAUGGCAUGAGAUUCUGGAUGGAAGCAAGUUCAAGCUUGGCCACGGUUAUUAUGUCAUUCGAAACAAUCCUGAUCCACUUGUCAGUCACGCCCAAGCUAGGAAGGAGGAAGAGAUGUUCUUUGAUUCUUCACUGUGGACACGGGACCUCGCCGCAUUCGAAGAUCGCUUUGGCACGAGACAACUCCAAACGGCAUUGUCUGACCUCUUGAUGCGUCAGAUCUUAGGAUCUUUGCCCUCCAUCAUUGCCCAGAUUGAUGAGAAGUCCAAGGCAAUUGAUGAAGAACUGCAAACCCUUCCAAAUCCUCCCACUGAGGAUGUCCAAAGAAUCCUUUGGGGGAAAACUUCAGACCUUGAAAGAAAAAUUCAUGAACUGUUCGAUGGGACCCCCAGCAUCGAGCACGGUUCUUCCCAGCGAAAGCCGCUGCAAGAGCAGUGGAACAAGAUUGUUAUGGACCUUCAAACCGCACUUGCGAAGACACGCCCCAUCUUGGAUGUUGCUGCGCAGAAGGACCAUGAGGACUUGGCUGAAGUUGUUGACUCGGAUUGUGAGUUACAAAUUUUGAGCGUUAGCACAACAACGCCAAAGAAACGAAAGUCGCCUGCGAGUUGUACCCCUGCAUCGGAACCAGCAACUCCGAGAAGGACUGUGUACAGCACAUCCCACUUCGAGGGGUCGAAGUCUGCCAGAAUCAGUCUACAGCAGCUCACCGAACUCAAGAUUCGCUCUAACACAGUUGGUGUACCGAACCAGCUUGAUCCCCGAGCGAUCGAGAAUUUGAACAAGAGGAGCGUUGAGCAUUGGGGAAGACUCAUGGAGAUUUUCCUCAAGGCUACGCAUAAUCUUGUCCACAGUAUGCUUCUUGAAGCUCUGGAGGAAGAAUUUGCACAAUAUCAUCAAACUGGGCUGUAUCAGGAACUUAGCAGAUUUCUGAAAGAGUUCAUGGGCAAGCUGCGCCAGGCCCAUCUUCAAAUUGCUAAGGAUUAUUGCAAGUCCGAGCGUGAGAUACCGUUCACAAUGGCCCAAGGUCAGCAUCAACUCUUGAUGCAACAGACUUCGAACGUCCUGAAAGCUCGUCGAUUCAAUACUCGCGCAACUUGCUGGCUGAAAAUUCGUGGCCAUGAUAACGAUGACAAGAUUUCGGAGAAGGUGAAGAGGAUCCAAUUAGAGCAACUUGGUCCUGAUAGAUACUCCCAAGAACUUGAAAUGAUGGCCAGCUCGCUUGCAUACUACGAUAUCGCAUCUUCUCGUUUCCUGGACGUGUUGUGCCAGUCUACUCACAUGAAGUUGUUCCGGGCUUGCCGUGCAAGUCUCGUUAGUACUCUUCGUGAUGACCUUGAAAUAUUUGGCGACAACGGUCGCGCCCGCUGCCUUGACCUCAUGACGGAGGACCCUGAGCGCCAGCAUCGCCGUGCUCAGUUACUGAAAGAGCGGGAGAAGUUUUCGAAAGCUCAGGAAUGGUUGGACUCUGUCCGAGAUUCGGAUGUCGAGAUGGAAGACGACCAAACUGCUGUUCCAGACAUCAAAGAGGACUGGUGA
Messenger RNA from Penicillium roqueforti, 2466 nucleotides. RefSeq names its product putative dynamin GTPase. Gene Ontology annotation, molecular function: microtubule binding; GTPase activity; GTP binding. The transcript has 4 exons. Lineage: Eukaryota; Fungi; Ascomycota; Eurotiomycetes; Eurotiales; Aspergillaceae. The record is from RefSeq and is a predicted model, not a curated record. Gene Ontology annotation, cellular component: cytoplasm; membrane; microtubule. The coding region runs from base 1 to 2466 and encodes 821 amino acids.